Molecule: messenger RNA, 270 nt
Organism: Gossypium raimondii (Peruvian cotton)
Lineage: Eukaryota; Viridiplantae; Streptophyta; Magnoliopsida; Malvales; Malvaceae
Exons: 1
Coding region: 1-270 (89 amino acids)
Source: RefSeq, a predicted model, not a curated record
AUGGGGAAUUGCAUGGAGGCUUCAAAAAGACAGAUGAAGGAAGAAGAAGAAGAAGAAGAAAUAGAAAAGGAAAACAGUACUGGGAAAACCAGAGUGAAAGUGAAGAUAGUGUUGACGAAAGAGGAGCUAGAGUUAUUUAUGGUGAAGCUGAAGAAGAAUCAUGGUGGAGGGAAGAGAUUAGGGGAUCUUUUAGAGGAAAUAAAGAAAGCAAGAUGUGGAGAUAAACAUCAUUCUUGGCGACCUUCAUUGGAGAGUAUCAAGGAAGAUUAA